ACAAAUCAUCGUUGCAUGUUUCAGACCAAUUCCGGCAAUGGUGGCGGCGGCGGCAUGGCGGCGGCGGUGCACCGGUUCAUGGGUAUGUAUGAAGUCAAGAAUACCAGAUCUUGGCGCCUAGAGGAUAUGGACUACCGAACGCAGGCGAUCCAGCACCGUGAGGAACAAAUCCAGAGGCAAUUGGAGUGGCGGCGGGAAGACAUCGCUCGAACCCGCCGCAUUCACAAGCUUGCAAACGAGCGGCGUCUCGUGGACUCCCGUGCGUACCAACUAUCUGCGCUUUCGCAAGUCUCGCUCCUGAUUACGAUCUUCUCUCGCCAAGCGUACGUGGAAAGCCAUCCCCCGGAAACCACGAACGCGACGCUCGUGUUCUUCCAAGGCUCGACCAGUGCCAUCUCCAUCCUGUGCUUGAUGUUGUGCAUGUUACGCUGCCUCAUGCUCACCAUGGCCACCCUCAACUACGCUACGACAAAACUCGAACACGAGCUAGCCCUCGUGCCCAAUGAACUUCUAGACAUCGACUCGCCGUUCGAUCGAUGGUGGCAGAAGGAAUGCGGGGUCGAUUGGGUCUACUCGUACAAGCUUUUCCUCGCAGGCAUGGCGUUGCUGCCGAUCUCGGUGGUGCUCAUCAACUCGUCCCUGUACGACUGGUCGUGGCUUAGUGUCGGAGGCAUGACCUGCCUAUUCUUUCUGCUCUGGCGAUGCCAAGUCCAAGGCAAGUGGCGGUAUGUCCUGCACACUCGCCCGGCUACCACCACCCCCCCCUCACCCGUUGCAAGCCAAGCCACGACUAGGCAGUGAACACCCCUUACUGUAGUUGCAAGUAAGCUUAGUAUUCAUGCACUGUACUACGUCACAGAGUGUCCGCGUACUAGUUAUUAGUUAUACGCGAGAACAGCACGAGCUACUACCUACAGCCUCGUUGCUCACCUCGCCCAUAGUCGCAAAGCACAUGUUACAUUAGGUAGUAAAAAAACUAGACCAGUCCUUUCUUGAUGAGCAUGGCUUCGAUCUUGGGGUCGCGGCCACGGAAGAGGCGGUAGCCUUCCAUGAGGUCUCGGGUGUUGCCGGCCGAGUAAAUAAACUUCUUGGCGCGGUCGGCCGUGUCCUUGUCAAAGAUAUCGCCGGCUUCAACAAACGCGUCGAACGCAUCGGCAUCCAACACUUCGGCCCACAGGUACACAUAGUACCCCGACGCGUACCCGGACGAGGCAAAGAGGUGGCUAAAGUGGGGAAUGCGGUGGCGCAUCACGAUACCCGCGGGCAUCUGGAGCUUGUCCAACGUGGCUGUUUCGAACGCCGUCAAGUCAAGGCCGUCCACGUCUUCGAUCGCAUGCAGCGCCUGGUCGACCAGCGCGCACGCCGUGUACUCAACGGUGGCAAAGCCCUGCUGGAACUUGAGCGCGGCCAUAACCUUGGCCAGCAGCUCCGCCGGGAUGGGCUCAUUCGUUUCAAAGUGGCGCGCGUGCUUUGCGAGCACUUGGGGCUGGCGAACCCAGUGCUCCAUGAGCUGGGACGGCAGCUCGACAAAGUCCUUUAGCACGCUCGUGCUCGCGAGGCGCUGGUACGUCGAGUUGGACAGCAUGCCGUGCAGCCCGUGGCCAAACUCGUGGAACAACGUCACGCAGUCGUUAAACGAGAGAAGCGUCGUGGGGUGGCCCUUGGUGAAGUUGUUGUUGUUGAUCACGAUGGGGAUCUCGGCCGUGCCGACGUCGUCGAUGUUGCGGCUCUGCGACCGGAACUCGCUCAUCCAUGCACCGCUGUUCUUGUGUGCGCGGGCAAAGUUGUCGUGGAGAAACAGCGCCACGACGUCGCCGCUGUCGUUCGUGACUUGGUACACGAGCACGUCCGGGUGGUACGCCUUCAGAUCUGGGCGCAGCUCGAAUCGAAGCCCGUACAACCGGUGGGCUACAUCAAACACGGCUUCGACCAUGCGCUCGAGGCUGAAAUACGGCUUCACGAUCGAGUCAUCCAGGUUGUACUUGGCAGCGCGGACCUUUUCCGAGUAGAAGCGCCAGUCGGACGCGCGGAUCUCGGCGCUUUCGCCGAUAGACACGGCGUACGCAGACAACACAUCGCGCUCCUUGUUGGCCGCCGCCUUGGCCGGGGUCCACACGCGGUUGAGCAGCUCCAAAACCUUCUCCGGGGUCUGCGCCAUCGUGUCCACGGUCUGGUAGUCAGCAAACGACUUGUACCCGUGCAACUUGGCUUGUUGCGACCGAAGCUUGAGGAUCUGAACGGCCAAGCUCAGGUUGUCGCGCUCGGGAGAGAGCUCGCCGCGCGACGUCCAUGCCUUCCACACGCGUUCACGCGCGUCGCGGUUGGGACAGAAGGUAAGGAACGGUUCCACAAGGGACCGACCGAGGGUGAUCACAUGACCGUCCAAGUUGCGGUCCGCGGCAGCUUGGCGCGCGGCGGCGACAAUGUCGGCGGGAACGCCUUCGAGUUCGGCCGCAGUCACAGGCACCGUGACUUCGCUUUCGUCCGUGGUGACUUGCUGACGGAACUUGGUCGUCAAUUCCGCGAGUUCCUUGACGAUCGCGUUGUAUUUGUCUUGCGUUUCCUUGUCAAAGAGCGCGCCUUUGCGGACAAAGUCCAGGUAAAAUCGCUCCACGAGACGCAGUUGCUCGGGGGUGUACCCGGCCGACGCCCGAUGGCUGUGCACGUGCUGAAUGCGUUCGAACAGACCGGGGAAGGUCGUCACCUUAGCGUAAUGCUCAGCCAAUGGCCCCGCGAGUUCAGUUUGCACGGCUUGGAGAUCGGGAGGGCAAAAUGACGCGGUGAGGUUGUAGUACACGCCGGCGACGCUUUGGAACAGGGCACCAGCACGAUCGAAGGUCUUGAUCGUGUUGUCAAAGGUAGGGUCCUCGGGGUUGUUGGCGAUUUGCUUGAGUUCUUCGAGGUGCUUCUCUUGGCUCGACGCGAACGCGGGUUUGAAAUGACUCGCUUUGAUCUCUUCGAAGGGCGGGAAGGAGAACGGUCGCACGGACCAGUCAGCCAGAAGGGGAUUGUUUGAGGUAGACGACAUGCUUCGCACACGGAGAGAGGAAGCAAGGAGCGUGCGGCGACGGAACGAAGAGCGGAGAAGUGCGUUCGUGGUGGCUGAUUGCUGAAUGACAACCAUGGAAGGAAGCGGUGGCCGCCUUACAGUUGCAGUUGAG
Aphanomyces astaci is the source of this 3161-nucleotide messenger RNA. RefSeq lists its product as hypothetical. The transcript has 3 exons. Bases 16 to 801 code for a protein of 261 amino acids. The record is from RefSeq and is a predicted model, not a curated record. NCBI's taxonomy places the organism in Eukaryota, Oomycota, Saprolegniomycetes, Saprolegniales, Verrucalvaceae.